Messenger RNA from Triticum aestivum (bread wheat), 2463 nucleotides. RefSeq names its product tyrosine-sulfated glycopeptide receptor 1-like. Lineage: Eukaryota; Viridiplantae; Streptophyta; Magnoliopsida; Poales; Poaceae. The record is from RefSeq and is a predicted model, not a curated record. The transcript has a single exon. Gene Ontology annotation, molecular function: protein binding. The coding region runs from base 110 to 2269 and encodes 719 amino acids.
CACAUCGUGUCUUGCUUUAAUAGACUACUGGCCCUUUGCCUGGUCAGGGUCCUCGUAUAUAAGCAUCUGGCUAGUGGCUGCCACGGUACUUAUUCCCUAUCAGAAAACAAUGCUCCCACUUCAUUGUUCAUACAUGAGACACAUCAGAAAAUUACCAAUGUCUUCACCUGGCCUUGCCCUGCUGCUGCUGAUCUCCUUGGCGUCUCCCACCAGUUCCUGUACAGAGCAGGACAAGACCUCCCUCCUCCAGUUUCACGCCGGGCUCUUACCGGAAGGCGGUCUCCUCGCAUGGCAGAAUCACACCGAUUGCUGCAUGUGGGAAGGAAUCACCUGCAGUGCAAAGGGGAUGGUUACAGAUGUCUCGCUGGCUUCUAGGAGUCUUCAGGGGCACAUCUCACCUUCUCUAGGCAACCUCACCGGAUUGUUGCGCCUCGACCUGUCGAGCAACCUGCUAUCCGGUGGACUGCCGCCGGAACUUCUGUCCUCCGGCAGCAUCAUCGCCAUUGACGUCAGCGUUAACCGCCUGGAAGGAGAGUUUCAGGAGUUGGCCCCUGCAUCUGCAACCCCUGACCGGCCACUGAAGGUACUGAAUAUCUCCAGCAAUUUGUUUACAGGACCGUUUCCGUCUACCACGUGGCGGGUGAUGAGAAACAUGGUUGUGCUUAGUGCCAGCAACAACAGUUUUACUGGGAAGCUACCGACUGACAUGUGCACCAGCUCGCCAUCAUUAGCUGUGCUCGAGCUCUCUCACAACCAGUUUAGUGGCAGAAUUUGGCCUGUGCUUGGCCGUUGCUCCAUGCUCAAAGUGCUCAAGGCUGGCUUCAACAACCUCAGUGGGACUCUCCCGGAUGAAUUGUUUAAUGCCACCUCGCUGGAGCUCCUCUCUCUUCCCAGGAACGGUUUACACGGAACACUGGAAGGUGCAAAUAUCAUCAAACUCAGUCAUCUGGCUACCCUUGAUCUUGGAGAUAACAACUUCAACGGCAACAUUCCGGAGUCUGUAGGUCAACUCCAGAGGCUGCAAGAGCUUCAUUUGAACGAUAACAUGAUGUCUGGGGAGCUGCCAUCAACUCUGACUAAUUGCACAAACCUCAUGACCAUUGAUCUCAAGGGCAACAAUUUCAGCGGUGAACUCGCCAAGGUCAAUUUCUCCAAACUACCCAGUCUCAGGAUUCUAGAUCUUAUGUCGAAUACAUUCAGUGGCACGAUUCCAGAAAGUAUAUACUCAUGCAGGAAUCUAACUGCACUGCGGCUAUCUUCCAACAAAUUCCAUGGCGAGUUAGCAGAGGGACUACGUAACCUGACGUCCCUCUCCUUCCUGUCGCUAGGUAAUAAUAGUCUUACGAAUAUAACAAAAGCACUUAAGAUACUUGGAAGCUCAAAGAACCUCACCACCCUCCUUAUUGCGCACAACUUCAUGUAUGAGGUCAUGCCACAGGAUGAUACCAUCAAGGGUUUUCAGAAUCUUCAGGUUUUUUCCAUAAACAGUUGCUCACUGUCUGGACAAAUACCUCGUUGGUUAUCAAAGCUCACAAAUUUGGGGGCGUUAAUGUUACAUGACAAUCAACUGACUGGAUCCAUACCUGACUGGAUCAGCAACCUAAACUUCCUUUACUUCCUUCAAAUAUCGAAUAACAGCCUGACAGGGGAAAUUCCGACAGCGUUAGCGCAGAUGCCAAUGCUGAGAUCAGAGAAGACAGGCGCCCAUUUGGACCCGAGAGGCUUUCAACUGCCCAUUUAUUUAGGCCCAUCACUUCAAAUAAGCAUGGAUAGUGCUUUCAGAAAAGUGCUGGAUUUAAGUGUGAAUAAACUCGUUGGUGAAAUCCCUCGAGAGAUUGGUCUAUUGAAAGCAAUCUGGGGACUUAACUUGAGCUCAAAUUUACUAUCCGGAGAGAUUCCACAGUCAAUCUGCAACCUCACAAACCUGCAGGUGCUUGACUUAUCCAUCAAUCAUCUUAGUGGCACAAUCCCAACGGCACUGAAUGAUCUGCACUUCCUUUCUGAAUUCAAUGUCUCUAAUAAUGAGCUACAAGGGCCAAUUCCAACAGGAGGACAAAUCAGUACAUUUCAGAGCUCUAGCUUUGAUGGUAAUCCAAGGUUGUGUGGCCCACUGCUAAACCGCUACUGCGAUUUAGCACAAGCAGCUCCGGUCCCCAUCACCUCUGCAAAUCGAUGGAGCAUCGAGGUCAUCUUUUCAAUUGCAUUUGGUGUGUUCUUUGGGGUAGGAGUGCUAUAUGAUCAGUUGGUGCUAUCUAAAUUUUAUGGCUGAGCCCUACAUUAUUACUCGUAAACUGUUCUAGCUCAUAUACAUGUGCAUGGAUAUAUAGAGCUAGACCCAGAGACAUGCACGAUUUCUAGUUGUUCUUCACAUAUUCGAAGUCACCUGCAGUUGUAUUUUAUUACGAUAUUUGUCAAAUAUAUAGAACUUGCACCUGUAUAAUUUUUCUACUGAAUGAAUGAAUU